This is a messenger RNA of Metarhizium album ARSEF 1941, 927 nucleotides long. RefSeq lists its product as uncharacterized. Gene Ontology annotation, cellular component: membrane. Gene Ontology annotation, molecular function: lipase activity. The transcript has 2 exons. The record is from RefSeq and is a predicted model, not a curated record. Bases 1 to 927 code for a protein of 308 amino acids. NCBI's taxonomy places the organism in Eukaryota, Fungi, Ascomycota, Sordariomycetes, Hypocreales, Clavicipitaceae.
AUGUCUACGGUUUCUGAGGGCCAGUUCCAGCAUGGAAAUGCGAGCUUCUACUCUAAGACAUGGACGCCGGUUGGUCCGAUCAAGGCCAAGUUGAUCUUCGUGCAUGGCUUUAGCGAACACAUCAACCGCUACAACGAGUUUUUCCCAAAGCUUGCCGAAAAGGGCAUUCAGGUAUUUGGCUGGGAUCAGCGCGGUUGGGGACGUAGUGUGGUCGUUCCUGCGCAGAAGGGCCUCACUGGACCAACCUCCCAAGUCAUUGCCGAUGUUGCUGCCUUCUUGAAGGACAAGCUUCCUGCCAAGGACGAUGGCUCGGCGCCGCCGCUUUUCGUCAUGGGUCACUCUAUGGGCGGCGGUGAGGUGUUGACCCUUGCGGGGGAUUCGCAAUAUGCCGAAAUUGUUGGUCAAGUCCGGGGAUGGCUUCUCGAAUGUCCCUUUGUGGGAUUCCCGGCAGGGGAGGAGCCCAGUAUUCUCAAGGUAUUUGCCGGCCGCCUCGUAGGCCGGCUUCUUCCCAAGCAGCAGUUGAAACACGUGGUGCCACCAGAGUACCUUAGUAGGGACGAAGCCGUUGUUCAGUCAGUUCGGGAUGACCCUCUUUGCCACAACACGGGAACUCUUGAAGGUCUGGCGUCCCUCCUCGAUCGGACAGCUCUGCUAUCAUCUGGUCGAGUUCGGCUUGGCAAGCACGUCAGGAGCGUGCUCUUAACCCACGGGACGGAAGAUCGGGCGUGCAGCUAUGACGCUGCGGUUCGAUUCCUGACACAGCAAGAUGGCGUCGACGACAAAACUACAAAGUCAUAUGACGGAGCAUAUCACCAGCUCCACGCGGACCACUGCAAGGAUGAGUUUACGAAUGACGUUGUCGAAUGGGUCUUGGAACGAUGUCCCCCAUCCCCGGCGGCCGCUGAGCCUCGUGAAGCAAAGCUCUAG